This is a messenger RNA of Photinus pyralis (common eastern firefly), 2945 nucleotides long. Its product is annotated as protein zer-1 homolog. The record is from RefSeq and is a predicted model, not a curated record. NCBI's taxonomy places the organism in Eukaryota, Metazoa, Arthropoda, Insecta, Coleoptera, Lampyridae. Gene Ontology annotation, cellular component: Cul2-RING ubiquitin ligase complex. The coding region runs from base 219 to 2558 and encodes 779 amino acids. The transcript has 8 exons.
UCACUGUCCCCAAAUCAGAUGUCAAACGAUAAGUCAUAACAAAAAUAGUUUAUUUCUGUUUCUGAACAUCUGGAAUUUUCCAAAUCUACUACAAUUUUGAGUUUUUAUUUUUGUACAACUAUACACGUAACCGCAGGAAGAAAUUUAUUAAAAUCAUUUGUAUAAUAUGUCUUUACCGAUAAGAUUUGGAUUAUUGAAAUUUCCUGAAUGAAGACAAAAUGCUUCAGUCAGCCAAUUGCCGACACUGUUUACCUCUACCUACAGAAUCGUGCAUACUAUGUAGUAGUGCCGCUCCGGAAUCCCUGAUAGAACUCUGUGUCGACUACAUUUUAAAUCACCUGGACACGAUAUGCGAAUACAAACCAAAUACAGACCAACUUCGUCUUCAUCAUAACGUAGCUUUACCUGUAGAAAUAUGCGAACGACUGUUAAUGGGUCGUUUGAAUAGAAACAAACAACAAAUUGAUAGCUUUAUUAAUAUAUUUCGUGAUCGACAAUGCACAAGACUUAAAAGGGUCAAGUUGCAUAAUACAGAUAUCGAAGACAAAAGUCUCAAAGUUUUAUUACAGCAUAGAUUAACGGAGUUAGAAUUAAAUAACUGUACAUCACUAGGAAUAACAUGCUUAAGGUACAUAACGGCGUACGGCCUUAAGUUACAGUCACUUACUGUUGGCGAGAACACUGAUAUCUUCCCAAGACGAGGCUUUCGCGUAUUACAUCGUGACGUGAACUACUUCUUCGAGAAGGGCUUCAUCAUAUUAACACCAAACUUAAGAAGGUUGACGGUGAAGAAUCUCGAAUCCCUUCAACCCGAAUUUUAUAUGCUGUUACUGAAACCUUUAGAAAAUUUAACGUAUUUAGACUUAUCAAAUUGCAGUAAGCUCGCAGACUUUUGCUACACUUCCCAUUUAGUUAAUUUGACAUCGUUAAUUUUGUACAACGUUGAUACCAUCGAGAACAUAAUACCGGCGCUGUGUAAAUUGAAGAAUCUACGUCAUUUAGAUAUUUCGCAAUCGAAAGAGGAGAAUGGCAAAUAUGAGAACGGUAGUCAGUUAUUGCAAGUGAUCGUUGAGAAUCUGACCAAACUGGUGUCUUUGGAUAUUUCGGGUACAAAUCUGGCCGGGCGAGGAGUUGCGCAACCUAGAGAGGCCGGAGAGGAAGUCGCAAUAGCUUCUGAUAUAUCAGGGUUAGCCUCCCGUGUGAAUAAUCCGUUUCAAUUUCUGGGGUUGUACGAUGCGCAGCAUGAUGCGUGUUUGAGGCAUCACAUACCGGCGAAAUUGAUUGCGGGUAACGCGAACGAGGAGCAAGUGUUGAUAGCCGCACUCGCCUACCUAGAUAGACCGGAAAUGUUACAAAAGGUUUUAAAUGAGCUUUUCCAUUUUUUUCGUUUCGAAAGCUGUCAGUAUGUUGGCCAAGCUCUCAAUGUAGUUUUAGAGUCAAUGGAUAGACAUAUACAUGAAAGACACAUACAAAUCUCGGGAAGUGCUACCUUAUUUUACAUCGUAAAAGGCGCAGGGAAGGAAUUGCACGACGUGGUUAGAAUAAAACGAAGAAUAAUUACUACCUUGUUAAAUGGAAUGUUCGCCCAUAAAAGUGAUGACACAAUGAUGAGGAACGGAUGUUUAACUUUGUGCCAAUUCAAAAUUCCGCAGGACGUGAUUUUCCAGUAUGAGAGAUUAGUUGAUAUUUUAUUACACUCUGUCUACGGCAUGCAACAAGAAAGUUUUGUACAACGGAUUGGUAUAUACUUACUAAAUUCAUUGGCGUGUCAAGUGGACGGACAACAAAAAGUCAAACUAGGCGAACUUGGUGCUAUAAACAAAAUGCUGUGGUUAAUCGCCGAUCGCUUGGAGAGAGCACUAUGCGAUGACGUUUUAGAAGUAGCGUGGUCAACAAUGUGGAAUGUGACUGACGAGACGCCUGCCAAUUGUAAAAAGUUUUUAGAAAACAAAGGCAUGGAGUAUUUUUUGAAAUGUCUCGAAAAAUUUCCCGAUAAAGAGGAACUGCUUAGAAACAUGAUGGGUUUAUUAGGUAAUGUGGCCGAGGUUAAAGAUCUACGACAUUAUUUAAUGACUUCGGACUACGUUACCGUAUUCUCGGAGCUGUUGGAUUCGUUCAGUGACGGGAUCGAGGUUAGCUAUAACGCCGCCGGCGUCCUAUCGCAUAUGGCAUCGGAUGGCCCCGAAGCAUGGACCAUAGUGCAUCCAACACGUGCGUCGGUUUUAAGAAGAAUGGUAGAUGCUAUCGAACGAUGGGACUUGGCAUCGCAAAGAAACAUAAACUAUAGAUCGUUUGAGCCAAUUUUGAAUUUGGUGAAAAUUUACGAAACGCCCGAAUGCCAAUACUGGGCCGUUUGGGCGUUGGCGAAUUUAACUAAAGUCUAUCCUGCGAAAUAUUGCGCGUUAGUGGAACUCGAAAGUGGUUUACGCCUUUUGCAGGACAUUGUUAAUCAUCCCGCACCUCCGACACGUGUAAAGCAGUUGGCGGCGAUCGUUCACGAAAACUGCAGGCAUUUUCGGGAACACUAUAUUGAAUCAGAUUCGCUUUUAGACGGAUGAAAACAAAUUUCUCAAAUUAAUAAUAAUUUUUUAAUGUAUCGCUUCAGAAUGAUUUGUAAAUGUUUUAUUUUAUUUGAUAUUUCAGCUUACAUCAUGUUUACAAUAUAAUGUGGAAAGUUUCUUUAAAUAAGAGUACUAGUCAUUAAAUGACACACUCUCUAAGCAUAGUGAAAGAACUGUAAAUUAUGAAUGUUUCAUUUUUGGUAAUUCAAAUUCACCAGUGUAUUUAUUAUGAAUUUGCUAUGAUCCCACAAAAGAUAAGUUAUACAAGAUGCGAAUGUGUGGUAAAAGUUAUUUGGUAUUUGGGUUACUUAGCAUGUUGAUUAUAUGAUUUAUGUUAUGACAGUUUAUAAUUUAUUUUUUAUAAAAAUACAUUCUACAAUUGAA